Messenger RNA from Chara braunii, 1122 nucleotides. The record is from the annotation of a GenBank genome assembly. Lineage: Eukaryota; Viridiplantae; Streptophyta; Charophyceae; Charales; Characeae.
GAUUGACAAGUGGUUCUGAAGAACUAUGUGAGUGGCGCAGGUGAUUGGGCGAGAGAUGGAUUUGGUGGGCGAGCUACAACAUCGAGCGGAAGAAUGGCUUAUCAUACUGGAGGAGGGAUGCAAGCAGCUGUGGACGAUAGUUGGGGUGCUUACGAUGCGGCAGCAGGAGGGGGAGGAGAUCGAUGGGGGGGCGAUCUCCAUGGAUCAGUGGUUGGAAGACAGGACCCAGGAGAUGCUUGAUAUCAUGUGGGAGCUGGAGGAGGGGCCGGAUCCCCGGCUCGACGCCUACAUCGACUGGAGGCGGGCGGAUGAUAGGAUGGGUGCUUGCAAAGCCCUCUUUACAAUGGGACGCAAUCUUCGUAAUCAGCUGGAGAUUCGAAAAGGAAAGGGCGAGAUGGGCGACAAGGGCGACAGGGACGUUUGGGUGGAGGGUGGAGUGGAGGCUGGCGAAGAGAAUUGCGGCGACAACACUAACAACAGCAAGAACAACAACAACAACAACAUCAACAACAACAUCGGCAUCAAGGAUAUUGAUUGCGACAACAACAACAACAUCAAUGACAACGACGGCGACAACAUCAACAACAACAACAACAAUAACAACGAUGACGGAGGCAGUGACGAUCAUGGCAGCAGCAGGGCAGAGAGUGGUGCCCGUGCAUCUGAGGUCAUCAUUAGCAUGAUGGCUGAGAUGCUGCAAGCGGACGUGGUGGGGAUUGGGGCUGACAUGGAUACGGGGUUUGCUAUCUUCCCCCCCUUCAAUGAUAACGACGGCGACAACAACAACAACAACAACAACAACGAUGACGAGGGCGGGGCGACUACCACGGCAGCAGCAUGAUGGGACUGAUACCGCAGACGGACGCGGUGGGGAUGGGGGUUGACACAGGAAAGUGGUUUUCUGUCUUCCCCCUCUUUAGCCUCGAUAUGGAAUUGCUUCCCGUUGUCUGCCAGAGGAUAGGAGUAGGAUAGUCAGUGAUGAUUGGAGUUCCCCGGCCCGCAAUACCAAUCAACACUGGGGUGCUGAUCACCCUGGGGGUUGGAGGUGGGCUGUUUAGGGAUUAGGUUGCAGGAGGUCAAUCCUUCCCUUGCACAGGGAAGUAAUCAAUGCCCCUGACAGUU